AUGGCCGACCCGUCUGCGGAGGACGAUCGAAAAGUGCUCGUCAAGGAGUUCCUGGAUCUUGACGAGCUCAAGGAGCGGGAGGCGAAGUCACGCGCUGUUGUACUUGAGAUCCUCGGUGACAUCCCCGACGCCGACGUCGCGCCUCCGAAGAAUGUGCUCUUUGUGUGCAAGUUGAACCCAGUCACCGAGCAGGAUGACUUAAAGCUUAUAUUUUCGCGAUUCGGCCCCGUGCGGAGCUGCGAUGUUAUCCGUGACUACAAGACCGGCGACUCGCUGCAGUACGCCUUCGUGGAGUUUGAGACCGAAGAGGCGUGCAACGACGCGUACUUCAAGAUGCAAAAUGUGCUAGUAGACGACCGGAGGAUCCACGUCGAUUUCUGCCAGUCAGUGUCUGGCUUCUGGAAACGUUUCAAAGAGAACGGCACAUUCACACGCGAAGUUAAGGGCGGUCCUAGUCAAGCGGAAACCACUAGGCAAGGACAGUGGCGACGAGACUACGACCGGUACCGCCGUCAGCGAGGCCCCGUCCGUGACGUACGUCGCCAAGAAUAUCGCAAUCGAGGAGCAGGGAGAGAUAUGGAUAUCGAAGCCAUGGCCGAGAUCGACCAGUGUACCGUCGGCGCCGCAGCUACAGUAGCAGAUCAAGCAGUACUUUGCCCAGCAUUGCAAGUGACAGAUCUAGUCUGCGUCGUCGAGGGGACUCUAGGCAUAUCUCUAGGGACCGAUCACAAGACAGCUACAGGAAUCGUCAUAGCCAGAGAUAUCGUGACAGGCCACAACGCUCUCCACAUCGACGGGACCGCAUCAGUGAUAUUUCACGAAGCAACUCAUCGAACAGCACCUCAAGUCGCCGUAGGCCCUAUGGGAGCGGCGAAUAAGCGCCGCAAAACAACUUUCACUGUCUUGCCAUACAUCGGUUUGCCUGAUACUCCCAACUUGAUGACAUUCACCAUGCGGACUGCGCAGCGCAUCAAACGUCCAAUGUAA
This is a messenger RNA of Babesia bigemina, 987 nucleotides long. RefSeq names its product RNA recognition motif domain containing protein, putative. The coding region runs from base 1 to 987 and encodes 328 amino acids. Gene Ontology annotation, molecular function: RNA binding. Gene Ontology annotation, cellular component: nucleus. The record is from RefSeq and is a predicted model, not a curated record. NCBI's taxonomy places the organism in Eukaryota, Apicomplexa, Aconoidasida, Piroplasmida, Babesiidae. The transcript is spliced from 4 exons.